CACCGCCGCUUACAUCGUCCUCCUCCGUUUCCUUCCAACAGCACUGCCUUCUUCGCCGGAAAGAUGAGGCCGAUACUGAUGAAGGGGCAUGAAAGGCCUCUGACUUUCCUCAAGUACAACAGAGACGGAGAUCUCUUGUUUUCCUGCGCCAAGGAUCAUACUCCCACCGUUUGGUUUGCCGAUAACGGCGAGCGUUUGGGAACCUACCGUGGCCACAAUGGCGCUGUUUGGUCCUGUGACGUCUCAAGAGACUCCACAAUGCUGGUUACUGGCAGUGCGGAUCAGACGGCAAAGUUAUGGAACGUUCAAACAGGGAUGCCGUUGUAUACAUUCAAUUUUGAUUCUCCAGCUAGGUCUGUGGACUUUGCAAUUGGUGAUAAGCUUGCAGUCAUUACUGCCGACCCCUUCAUGGAUGUGACUUCUGCAAUUCAUGUGAAACCCAUUGCCAGAGACCCCUCUGAUCAGACUGGGGAAUCUGUAUUGGUACUUAAGGGUCCUCAGGGGAGAAUAAACAGAGCUAUUUGGGGACCCUUGAACAGGACUAUCAUAAGUGCUGGAGAAGAUGCUGUGAUUCGUAUAUGGGAUUCUGAGACUGGAAAACUGCUUAAGGAGGAAACUGGUCAUAAAAAGACAAUUACAUCACUUGCAAAAGCUGCAGAUGGUUCACACUUCCUUACUGGUUCCCUGGAUAAAUCAGCAAAGCUCUGGGACUCUAGGACACUGACUCUCAUCAAGACCUACAUCACAGAACGCCCUGUCAAUGCUGUUGCAAUGUCUCCACUUCUUGACCAUGUGGUGCUUGGAGGUGGUCAGGAUGCAUCAGCGGUCACAACCACUGAUCAUCGUGCUGGGAAGUUUGAAGCCAAGUUCUAUGACAAGAUGCUUACAGAAGAAAUUGGAGGUGUGAAAGGGCACUUUGGACCUAUAAAUGCAUUAGCUUUCAACCCUGAUGGAAAAAGUUUCUCAAGUGGAGGUGAAGAUGGUUAUGUAAGAUUGCACCACUUUGACGCAGACUAUUUUAACAUCAAAAUUUAAUUUUUGGAGUUACUGAUAUGGUUUAGCAUUGAAGCCUUGUCAAAGAGUGGCAAGAAGGGAAACAAAUGCUUACACAGCAAAUAUGGCAAGGAGCUCUCCUUGUCAUUGUGUUGACUGUCAUGUGAUCACCUAUAUCUUACACUUUUCCUUUGCGGGAUUAGAGAUUUGCAGGAGACAUGCACAUAUAUAAACUCUUGUUCUGCUUAUUCAUGAAAUGCAGCAAUUUUGAUCAUUGUGAUACUGAAAUUUAAUUAGUGCACGGCAAGUUAUAAUUGUGGUGAUUAUAACUUAAUUAAAUACUCAGUUUUUUUUGUUGUAUCAGUCUGCAACUACACAGUAAUGCCAUCUUCCUCCUCCCAUCUUUAAAAACAA
Rubroshorea leprosula is the source of this 1407-nucleotide messenger RNA. NCBI's taxonomy places the organism in Eukaryota, Viridiplantae, Streptophyta, Magnoliopsida, Malvales, Dipterocarpaceae. The record is from the annotation of a GenBank genome assembly.